AAGCAAAAAGCUGCGAAAUGUGGAACUCCCUGUCUCCCAGACGACAAUCAUUCCAGCCUUUGAAUGUGCGUAUAAAAGGAAUGAGGGCACCUCGCUCUGGAUGCAUUACUAGGGCUAGGUUGUGUCCAUGGUUCAAAUUACGGCGUGAGCAAGUCUCACGAACAUGCUCUUCGGGGUACCUGUUUGGAUAAGACUUUUCAUACAAGCUUUGAGCUUUGGAUAUAAGCAAGCCGCAGCGGUCAAAUGUUCUGCAUGUUCUGAAGUCUUGUCUCUACAUAUACGAUUGAAUGAUUUUACGGGAGUCCUUAACUGGUGGAACGUAUCAUGUGACAUACUGGAUUUAAGUUCGAACCUUGUGAGUCACCCUUUUAAAACUUUGAGGUUCGAUGUGCUAUCACCAUCAUUCGAAUAUCUCAAUGUCUUUCUCGAACAUUCUGAUUCACUUACGAGUAUGAGAUGCAUCUAUGUAGCGCCGAGGAACUUCUUGGCCAGGGCGUCUCUGUGACUCUUUUUGAACUGCAGUGAGACUCAGAACCCCAUGUUAGAUGGCUGUCAGAGAGUGCUGGACUGUGUUCAUGGGCACGUAAUCGGCGCCC
Molecule: messenger RNA, 596 nt
Organism: Suillus subaureus
Lineage: Eukaryota; Fungi; Basidiomycota; Agaricomycetes; Boletales; Suillaceae
Exons: 5
Coding region: 164-505 (113 amino acids)
Source: RefSeq, a predicted model, not a curated record